AUGGAAGGGCAAGCCGAUCUUCGGAUCCAAGGAGGCUCAGCCACCAGCAUCGCUACGUACCCCUACACGGCAGCUUUGCUCCGGUCGCCCACUGCUGCCAACUUUAGACUGACCUGCGCAGGAGUGAUUGUCAAUACGAGAUCCAUUUUGACGGCUGCGAGCUGUGUUGCUGGCGAUAGCACCUCAAGAUGGCGGGUGCGGGUCGGGUCGAGUUCCUCCAUCUCCGGCGGUCGUCUCCUGACCAUCAACCUCAUCAGGGUUCACAGCAGCUACAGAGCUGCUACCAGAGACUUUGAUAUAGCGAUGUUGAGGACUACCACUUCUUUUGUGCAGACCCAUCUGAUCAGCGCUGCGAGAUUUGCUUCAAGCGGUUAUACUUUGGUGGCGCCACAAACUGUCAUUGCUGUGGGGUGGGGGGCAACAGUGUCUGGAGGAGCUCCAGUGUCAACAAUCCGCCACGUUCGCCUGAACAUCAUCAAUCAGACCACCUGCGCUAACAAUUACCGCGGCCGAGGGGUCACUGUCACUGCAAGAGUAUAG
Molecule: messenger RNA, 540 nt
Organism: Ostrinia nubilalis (European corn borer)
Lineage: Eukaryota; Metazoa; Arthropoda; Insecta; Lepidoptera; Crambidae
Product: trypsin, alkaline B-like
Exons: 5
Coding region: 1-540 (179 amino acids)
Biological process (GO): proteolysis
Molecular function (GO): serine-type endopeptidase activity
Source: RefSeq, a predicted model, not a curated record